UAUGUGGUGAUAAAAAUGACCAUUUCUGUUAGAACUUUAUCGAAAUAUUUAGCAUAUAAUAAGGGAGCAGCUGCUUCCCAAAAACUUGACAGUUUUGGUCUAGGUUUGUGUCAGUUCAGGUGUCCAAUGAGGAGUAUUGCCAACUAUUUAGGUUACAGUACAUCCAGUAAAAGUGUAUCUGGAGCAGCAGUUCAUGUUAGUGUUUCAACAAAAACUACGGAAAAUAUAAUUAUGGAUCGUACUGGACAAUGGGCCGCCGGUGACAAUGUAUGUCCUUUCAAACUCAGUGGUCAUGAUCGACUUCAAAGUCCUGCACUUAAUAAGGGUUUUGCCUUUACGUUGGAAGAGCGUCAAGCUCUAGGGAUUCAGGGACUUCUGCCACCGGUUGUCAGAAGCCAAGAUGAGCAACUCCAACACGCUAAACUGCUCAUUCAAAGGCUGGACGAUGAUCUCAAUAAAUACAUGUACCUUAUGAGUUUACUUGACAGAAAUGAGAAGUUAUUUUUCCGAUUAGUAACGGAUAAUCCAGAAGAGAUGAUGCCCCUUGUAUAUACUCCCACAGUAGGAUUAGCGUGUCAAAAGUUCGGUUUGGUUCUUCUAAAACCUAGAGGACUCUUCAUCACAAUUCAUGACAGAGGGCACGUCUACGAAAUAUUGAGAAACUGGCCUGAGCUAGAUGUACGAGCAAUUGUAGUCACCGAUGGAGAAAGAAUUUUGGGUCUAGGAGACUUGGGAGCUAAUGGUAUGGGAAUACCAGUUGGAAAACUGGCUCUGUACACCGCCCUAGCCGGUAUCAAACCUCAUCAAUGUCUGCCCAUAACCUUGGAUGUGGGUACAAACACCCAAACGCUGUUAAACGAUCCAUUAUAUCUUGGCUUGAGACAAAAGAGAGUAACUGGCAAAGAUUAUGAUGACUUCAUUGAAGAAUUCAUGCAAGCAGUAGUUAGACGAUUCGGACAAAAUUGUCUCAUUCAGUUUGAAGAUUUUGGAAACGCAAAUGCUUUCCGAUUAUUAGAAAAAUACAGGAACAGUUACUGCACAUUUAACGACGACAUUCAAGGAACCGCCAGUGUAGCCGUAGCAGGACUGUUAGCCUCCCUGAGAAUCACUAAGACAAGACUUUCUGACAAUGUGAUAGUGUUCCAGGGAGCUGGAGAAGCUGCCUUAGGUAUCGCAAAUCUAUGCGUGAUGGCAAUGAAACAGGAGGGUACUUCUGAAGCAGACGCAAAAUCGAAGAUUUGGUUAGUGGACUCGAAAGGACUCAUCGUGAAGAACAGACCAGAGGGUGGUAUAACGGAGCACAAGGCUCACUUCGCGCAAGCUCACGCCCCAAUUAGAACACUAACCGAAGUUGUAAAGACUGUGAAACCAUCUGUUUUAAUUGGAGCGGCGGCUGUUGGGGGCGCUUUCACGACUGAGAUCCUACAGGAAAUGGCCAAAAACAACGACAGACCAAUCAUUUUCGCUCUCAGCAAUCCAACGAGCAAAGCAGAAUGUACUGCCGAACAAGCUUAUACUCACACACAGGGAAAGGCGGUCUUUGCCAGUGGAUCACCGUUUCCAAACUUUACCCUGAACGGCAAAACAUACCACCCAGGACAAGGCAAUAAUUCGUACAUAUUCCCUGGGAUAGCGCUAGCUGUCGUAUGUGCCGGAAUCAGGACAAUUGGGGAAGAUGUAUUUUUAAUGGCAGCAGAGACGUUGGCCAAUCUUGUUUCCGAGACUGAUUUGGAACAGGGAAGUUUAUAUCCACCCCUCAGUACCAUCCAGAAUUGUUCCCUUAGAAUUGCAACGAAAAUUGUAGAGCACGCAUACAAAACUGGCAAUGCCUUUGUUUUUCCCCAACCGGACGACAUCGAAGCAUUCAUCAAAGGCCAAACGUAUAACACAAAAUAUGAACCAGCCAUUCCCAGCAUUUACUCGUAUCCAGUUUAAAUUGAAAAUAAAUUUAUUGUAACUUA
Molecule: messenger RNA, 1961 nt
Organism: Agrilus planipennis (emerald ash borer)
Lineage: Eukaryota; Metazoa; Arthropoda; Insecta; Coleoptera; Buprestidae
Product: NADP-dependent malic enzyme
Exons: 9
Coding region: 16-1935 (639 amino acids)
Biological process (GO): pyruvate metabolic process; malate metabolic process
Cellular component (GO): mitochondrion
Molecular function (GO): malate dehydrogenase (decarboxylating) (NAD+) activity; NAD binding; malate dehydrogenase (decarboxylating) (NADP+) activity
Source: RefSeq, a predicted model, not a curated record